AGGAAGUUUCCUUUACUGUGAAAUGGGGAGGACCAUGGUCCCUCCCGUGGAUACGCAAGUCGCCCUGGGGGCCCGUGAAGCCCCACACGGUGGGUUCCAUGCACGAUGGGUGCCUGGUGCAGUGCACAAGGUUUCAGAAGAGGAGGAGGAAGGUGCAAAGGCCACGUGACCGAGAGCCGGUGCCUCCCAUAAACAAGGCGCUACUGCAUGUGGUGAUCUCCGGUGUCCUUGUGACAGCCCAGAGGCACAGGCCUCUGCUUUUCCCAUUUAGGGAUGAGGGGGGCAGAUCAAGGAACUUGAUAAAGUGCGCUUGCUUCUCAUGGAUGUAGUCCUCAUGAAGCUCUGCAUUCAGAAAUUGGCUUCAGAGACAGAAAAGGAAGGUGAACUUGUUUGAACAAAAGGAGUUUCUCUUCCUUGCAGCCACGCCAGCCUAUAAGCCUUCAUAAAGCAGCGAAGGCGGUUCCUCUUCCCCUGGCAGAGACUGAUAGCCUCCGCACUCACCACAGUGGCUCCCGGUGAAGACAGGGUGCACACUCCCUGACCAGAGGCCUGGGCGGGGAGCCCGUCCCUGUUCACAUCCAGCCCCAGGAUAUGGAGAAAUCUCCUAUAGGGCCCCACUCACCAGCAUGAGGUCCUGCCCACGGAGACUCAGUCGCCUGGGCCAAGUGUGGCCCUUGCUUGUGGCCGCGCUGAUCUUCUUCCUCUUCACCCUGCCUUCCUUCAUUAAGGAGCCCAGCACGAAGCCUUCCAGGUAUCAGUAUAUACAGAGCACUGAACAAAGGUUUCGGGAUUUGAUACAAAAGACCAUCAUGGGAUGGAGGACGAGCACCCCUGCAAAGUCAGCGAAGGAGACCCGUGCCCCAGACACACACCCCUGGCCCAUACCCCACAGCGCCACAGAAAGCAGGAGGACAGAGGCCCACCAGGCACCUGGCACAGCCUCACCUACAAGCCAGGAAGAAGAGACAGCCAAGGUGGACACACUGCCACCAAGAGGUCAGGACAAGGACCGGGCCUCUACCAGGACAGAGGCACUAGCUCUGCAAAGUGAGGACAAGAAGACAGCUGGAGGAAGAGAGGCCCAGAAGGGGACGCUGACCUCAGCAAGGACAGUGAAGCCCCAGAGCAAAGUGGCAACUAGAGCCCAGAGGCUCAGUCCAGGAAUCAGGGAGGAAAAGUUGACCACCACAGGAGCAGCACCAACGAGGACGAGACCAAGAGCCACCACGAGACCGAGACCAAGGCCGACGAUGAGACUGAGAGCAACCACGAGACGGAGGGUGACGACGACACCGAGGGCGAUGAGGAGACCGAGCGUGACCACAGGAUCAAGGGCGAGGAUGACAGCAGCUGUCCAGGCCAAGAAGAAGCCCACCCUGGCUGCCCCGCCUGCCCCUUCCCCAAGCCCCACCAUGCCAAGAAGCCAGAGACUGAAGGCCGCCAACUUCAAGUCUGAGCCUCGGUGGGAUUUUGAGGAAAAAUACAGCCUGGACAGGGGGAGCCUGCAGACGACCUGCCCUGACUCUCUGAAGACCAGAGCCGCCAAUUCAUCGUGGCUCCAGAACCUCUUUCUGCCCAACCUCACUCUCUUCCUGGACUCCAGGCACUUCAACCAGAGCGAGUGGAACCGCCUGGAGCACUUUGCACCGCCCUUUGGCUUCAUGGAGCUCAACUACUCCUUGGUGCAGAAGGUGGUGUCAAGGUUCCCUCCGGUGCCCCAGCAGCAGCUGCUCCUGGCCGGCCUCCCCCCCGGGAGCACGCGGUGCGUCACUUGUGCCGUGGUGGGCAACGGGGGCAUCCUGAACAACUCCCACGUGGGCCAGGAGAUAGACAGCCAUGACUAUGUGUUCCGAUUGAGUGGAGCUGUCAUUAAAGGCUAUGAACAGGAUGUGGGGACCCGCACAUCCUUCUACGGCUUCACCGCCUUCUCCCUGACCCAGUCCCUUCUCAUACUGGGCAGUCGGGGUUUCCGGCAUGUGCCUGUAGGGGAGGACAUCCACUAUCUGCACUUCCUAGAGGGCACCCGGGACUACGAGUGGCUGGAAGCCCUGCUCCUGAACCAGACCCUGCAGAGAAAGAGCCUCUUCUGGUUCAGGCACAGGCCCCAGGAAGCUUUCCGGGAAGCCUUGCAAUUGGACAGAUACCUAUUGCUGCAUCCAGACUUUCUCCGGUACAUGAAGAACAGGUUUCUGAGGUCGAAGACCCUGGACGGUUCCCACUGGAGAAUAUACCGCCCCACCACCGGUGCCCUCCUGCUGCUCACUGCCCUGCACCUCUGUGACAAGGUGAGUGCCUAUGGCUUCAUCACCGAGGGCCACGAGCGUUUCUCUGAUCACUACUAUGACAAAUCAUGGAAACGAGUGGUCUUUUACAUAAACCAUGACUUCAAGUUAGAGAGAGCUGUCUGGAAGCGCCUACAUGACGAAGGUAUCAUCUGGCUGUACCAGCGUCCCCAAACAGCAAAGAACUGACCAGAGCCUGGGCCCCAGCAGUCUCUUCACCCACUCCAGAACCCAGGGGGGGCGGGGGUCUUGUGACUCUCCUGCCAUUUCCCCAGGGCUGGGACCAGGCUCUAAGCCCUUCAAGACUUCCAAGAACACCAGCACAGAGGAGAAAACUCCCUCAACACAACAAAUGAUGGGUGGAGGUUUUGGAAUCUUUCACAAGGUUGCUGCAGGGUCCAAAGGAAAUGCCUGAGGCCAAGGACUUUUUUAAUUAAAUGGAAGAGUAAGUGGUCAAUACCACCCAUUGCUGAAAAACACUAUUCACUGUCCAAGGACUGCUUGGCACAGACAAAGGAGCUGGAACUCACAGAGAUGCAUAGAUCUGGUGUGAAUUGCAGAUCUUCUACUUAGCAACUGUAAAAUGUUUGAUUUAACAAGAGGUUGUCUAGAGGCCCUUUCCAGGGGUUAUCUGAUUAUUGAAGGGUCUGUACUUUUCCUGUCUCUGAGCCACUUGACAACUCUGUGUUGUAGGAAACUGACAGUGACAUAAAUGAUUCAUCUCCAUGGAGAUGCAAGUAAAUUUUGCACAGUGAGGGUGCACUUGUUACCUCGUGGAUACUCACCAGAUUGGUACCUACUGACAACUUCGUUUUCACAUUUCUGAGUGCCCAAAUGUGUAUCUGAUCCUUGGAUUCACCUUUGAACCAGUUUUUACAUCUUACUGGCUCCUUCCUUAAUCAAUGAGUAAAUGAAAUCUUUGACAUGUUUAUUUUCCAUUUGUGUGAGAAUUAUGAUCUCAACCUUUAAAAAUUCACCCUUUAACAUUUCCAUCUAAAGUUCAUUAGAUUAAAACUUCAUUCUAAAGCA
Molecule: messenger RNA, 3311 nt
Organism: Marmota monax (woodchuck)
Lineage: Eukaryota; Metazoa; Chordata; Mammalia; Rodentia; Sciuridae
Gene: St6galnac1
Product: ST6 N-acetylgalactosaminide alpha-2,6-sialyltransferase 1
Exons: 9
Coding region: 627-2471 (614 amino acids)
Molecular function (GO): alpha-N-acetylgalactosaminide alpha-2,6-sialyltransferase activity
Source: RefSeq, a predicted model, not a curated record